AUGGACUCUGUAUCUAUCUUAGAGGCCUUCAAGGCUAUUAGCGACAAAAGGAGUCGCGAAGAAAUCCUGAACGAGCUGGUGGGCAGCCUACGAUCUGAUGAGAUACGGCAAGUGAAAAGCCGUCUCAACAAUAUCAAGCUUCAGUGUGAUGUGGUUGCUGGGUUGCCCCAUGAGAUUGUUACCAUGGUGGUACCGCACCUAAACGUGGAGGACGUCGUUGUCUUCCGAAGAGUCUCGAAACGGUGGAAUGAGAUUUUCACCGAUACUACCGUGGUGCGCACUGCGCUUAGAACUCACACCGGGCAGAAUGUCACCCACUCUGAGUCUCUUGAUGCGUUAAUAAGGAGAAGGUUUAGGGCCGAAAGAGGGUACCCGGCCACCGUGGUCACCAUGCCCCAUGACAUAAGGGGGAAGUGGGAAGCCCUAUUGACUCCCAAUCGAGAGGGACUAGCCAGCGUCCUGGUCUCAGAUACUCUGAUCUCGGCUAUCUCACAGCGAGGGUACUGUCAUGUCUGGAAAUGGCCUACAGGAGAAUUCAAGUCCUUCCGCAUACCCUCUCCAUCCGUCACGCAUCACGUAGCCCAUGGAUCCAAGAUCCUGCUGAGCUUUGAGCACAGUAAGGACUUCUCCGAGGUGGUUCACUUCUGCUUCGAUUCCGGGCUGUCUCGUGCAGUCACAGUCAAGAAUAGUGUGGCUAUUCUCUUUGUGUCAUUACAUGCAAGCGAAGAUCAGUUUUCUUUAAUUUCCGCAUGCAAGACAAGUGGCGAGCCAUUUGAUUAUCGGGAACAGCCACUUUGUCGGGAGGAUCAUAAGUUGCAGGUACAUAAGUUUUCUGUCCACGACAACGAAUUUGUCUGCUCCUGGACGCAGGACCAAGACUUGCCUUGUGGUCGCCACGGAUGGAGGCUUUCAAAAGACAGACACGGAGUUGACAGAGAAUGCCGCCACCCCAGUCAAAGUUCCAGAUUGCUGUGGUCCAUUUACGAAUACACCAUCGAUGACAGCGAGGACGACGAGGACGACGUCUUUUCAUACAAGCCCACAGCCAGAGAAUACUCGUCAGUGCAUCUCUCACUAGAGGCCAACGACCAUAUUACCGUGCAUUGCACCUACCAAGCAGAACAUUCCAACUUCAUCAAUGCCUACCUAGACCGUCCAGGCCAAGGCACGGAGUUAAUGUUUCGCUACACGAAGGGAACAGACGAUCGGAAAUUCCAAGUACACCUUGGUUCUGAAAUCCUGACACGCUCAAGUGCCAGCACCACGAAUGUGCUUUCAUUUAACGUCAAGCGUUGGCUGUUUCCACCGCCCAUCGACGACUGCACUACGAUUGUCGCAGAUGGGGACUUUCUGAUAUUUUGGUAUCGAUAUGACGACAUGUAUAUCUGGUGCUUCGAUGAGAACUGGGAGCCCUCUGGGCCGCUUAAGAAGAAGAACCUUGGACGCAGAUGGCCUAGGAUAUAG
This is a messenger RNA of Penicillium bovifimosum, 1464 nucleotides long. RefSeq names its product F-box domain protein. Bases 1 to 1464 code for a protein of 487 amino acids. NCBI's taxonomy places the organism in Eukaryota, Fungi, Ascomycota, Eurotiomycetes, Eurotiales, Aspergillaceae. The transcript is spliced from 5 exons. The record is from RefSeq and is a predicted model, not a curated record. Gene Ontology annotation, molecular function: protein binding.